Molecule: messenger RNA, 1005 nt
Organism: Bathycoccus prasinos
Lineage: Eukaryota; Viridiplantae; Chlorophyta; Mamiellophyceae; Mamiellales; Bathycoccaceae
Product: glutathione S-transferase
Exons: 1
Coding region: 1-1005 (334 amino acids)
Cellular component (GO): cytoplasm
Molecular function (GO): glutathione transferase activity
Source: RefSeq, a predicted model, not a curated record
AUGAUGAGUCAACUCGCUCCGAAGGAUAAAGUCUCCGGGGAGUAUUCGAGACCAGAAUCGCAGUUUCGCGUCAAAGAUUUCGACGAUGAUGGUUUUCAUUCCGAAGGUAAAAAAUUGUAUCUUUUCGCGGGAAAAACGUGCCCUUGGGCGCAUCGAACGUUAAUAGUGAACGAGCUGAUUAAAAAGAGCUCAAAGCAAAGAAGAAACGAAGAAGAAGAAGAACAGGUGGAAAUAAUAUAUCUGGAACCGAACAAGAAUACGGGUUUGUGGACGGUGCCGAAAGAGGCCGUCGAGCGAAUCUUCUUUCGCGACGACGGCGAUACCGGCGAACGACAACGACAACAAGAACAACAACCGAUGAUUGAAACGUUAAGAGACGUGUACUCGUACGUUUCUGGAACAAGAUUCGAAGGUCGAGCCACUGCACCGUUAUUAAUUAGUGUCAGUAAUGGUGGAGCUUUUGAGAUUGUCUGCAACGAAUCGGCCGAUAUCAUUCGUCUCUUCGAUUGUUUAAACGGAGAGAACGAUGAAAAACUAUAUCCAAAAGAGAAUAGGAAAGAAAUCGAUGAAAUGUGCGCUUACUUGUUCGAAAACGUAAACAAUGGCGUGUAUAAAGCUGGUUUUGCGCAAUCUCAAGCUACGUUAGACGAUGCCGUCGAUAAACUCUUCCAGGCGUUGGACGUCUUGGACCAGAAGUUAGAGGGGUCGAAGUUUUUGCUCGGCGACGACUCUCUGACUCUCUGCGAUAUCUGCUUCUACACCACCUUAAUCCGUUUCGAUGCGGUUUAUAACCAUCUCUUUCGUUGCACUCGCAAGCGGAUAUGCGAUUAUCCCAACUUAUCCCGGUACUUGAAAACUUUAUACGCCUUGCACGCGUUUCGAGAAACCACCGAUAUGGUCGGGAUUCGAGAACAGUAUUACACCUCCUUGUUUCCACUCAAUCCAGGAAAUCUCGUGCCGCCGCUUCCGUUUUCCUCCAAAGAUGAUUGGUUGCUCUCGCUUUAG